Nilaparvata lugens (brown planthopper) is the source of this 4111-nucleotide messenger RNA. It is a transcript of the gene SWIP, whose product is annotated as WASH complex subunit 4. Gene Ontology annotation, cellular component: endosome; WASH complex. Gene Ontology annotation, biological process: endosomal transport; endosome organization. Lineage: Eukaryota; Metazoa; Arthropoda; Insecta; Hemiptera; Delphacidae. The coding region runs from base 335 to 3721 and encodes 1128 amino acids. The transcript is spliced from 19 exons. The record is from RefSeq and is a predicted model, not a curated record.
UCAGCUGAUCUCUGUUUUGAUUUUGAUUCACACAAAUUCAAAUCUUUCCUUCUUUAUAAUUUCUACUUUUAUUCAUAUGAAACUUAUUCUAUCAGCACUGAAUUAAUUUACUAUUGAAAGCAAAAAUUAUUUCUAUGGGAUCAGUAAACGUGUACAUUCUGGUAUGAAAAUCUGAAUUAAAUAGAAAAUAGGCUAUAUUGAAUAGACAAUAUAACCUAACUUUUUGACACGAUAUUAUUAUCUAGUUCACCAUGAUUUGCUAUGUUAUGUAAACUUUACAAAGAUAAUUCUUUGAUAUUUUGAAUCAAAUCAAGGGUCAUAGUAACUUUCAAAAAUGUGGUAUGAUGGUAUGGGUGAGAAAAACAUGGAUACACUGCACAAUUCUGUAGCAGAAGCAGUUCUCAGAAGCUAUGGGCGAUUUGUUGAAGAUCACAGCAAAUAUUUACACAAACAAAAAGAAUCAUGGACAAGAUUAGACCCUUUGAGAAAUCUACUCGGAACUAAGUGGCAACCUCGAGAAGAUGCCUCGUUAUUGGCUAUUGUUGACAGCAGCAAUAAAGUCCUGGACAAGGUUGUUGUUGUGUUUUCAACUCUCAUACUAGACGUGGACGAUUUGUAUGAGCAUGCGGAAAAAAAUGUUAUCCAACAUAUACUCUUCUACGGUGAACGUUGUGAGGAGGAUGUACCCCAGGAGGAGGCCGAAAUGAUGGUGAGCAAGCUACUGCCCAAACUUGAGGAGUUGAUGUCAAUCACUUGGAGGGCUCACACUUUGAUUGUGCAAAUAGUUCAGCAGAUAACUGCAUUCAUCUCAUCUAAGGAGCUCCUAACAGUUGUUGAUUCACACAUGCCGACUCUGUUGGACUCACUUGGAAAACUUUUGUACCUUCUGGUAUUGGUAGAUGAGAUUUUUGCCAAUCAGAACACUCUGUCAUCUCAUUGGACGCUUUACAGACAUUCAGUGGCUUCAGCGAUUCACAAUCAUUCCAAGUUUGCAUUUAAUGCUGAAGAACUGAAGCGUUUGAAUAAAUUUCUGGGUGAAAUAGAUGAUAAUCUCUUCUCUGGAAAGUGCUUCUCUAAAUGUCAAAACUUGCUGUCGGAUGGGAAGUUGAAUGUACAAAAAAAUUCGCAACUUGCAGAAAAGUUCAACAGUUAUUUGAAAAAUUCUCUCAAUAAACUCGACAGCCGGCCUUCUGAUAUGGUCACUCAACACAGAUCAGUAGAAGUGUUUGCAACUUAUGUAUUCAGCAUAUCUUUAUUCGGUGGGACUGAUAAGAAAUUAUUCAAGCUGUUCUGGGAAGUGAGCAAGAAGCAUCAUGCAGCCGCUCUUUGUGGAACAAUCCUCUGGUUGCCAGAUGUGUUUCUUGUCAGAAAUUUGCAACAUAUUACGAAACAGAUGCUGGACAAAAAGACUAUAGAAUCUGUUGCUAGUGGCAGACAAACAUUCAUCACACAAACUACAAGUAAUUUGGCAAAGGAAUUAGCCAUGUACUCUGCUUUGACAUGCAAAUGGAUCAAUAACUUUGAAAUUAUUUUGAAACAAAUCAUCAACUCUAUGGAUUACACUCAUCUCACUGACAUGCUACUUCAAGGAAUUCAAUUGAUGUCAAGAAUGAAAAGACUGACUGUUUUACUAAUCAAUCUCCAUGGAUUCGCCGGUCAACCGAUGGCAAAAGGCUCGGCAUUAAUACUGUGUAAAUUUGUAGAAAUAAUUAAAGGAAUCGAGUCCAUGUAUCAGCGACAUAAUGUAACUAUCUCCAAACAUCUGAGCCAGAUCGUUCAUCAGCUUUGUUAUAGAGCGUUGCUUAUUAUUGUAGCGACUAAGAAAAAGUUGUUGCGAGAUAAAAAGUACAUGGAAAAAGUGGAUACGUUAUCUUCACUAGUAACAGCGGAGCGUGCUUUGGAUGGACCGCCUACAGUUGUGAGGCUGAUCGUUGCCAACCUUGCCAUAUCGCUCACUAGAGCAGACAACCAGCAGACGUUCAGUGAAGACGAUGCUGCCAACAUCAACAAGAUCAUGUUUUGCCUGCAGCAUGUGCAAAACUUGCACCUAACAGUCAAUAAGCUCUCUAAAUGUGAAUUCAUCUACUGGCAUAAAGUUGUGCUGCCCAUCUACUUUGAUAAACUCAGGGACACCAAACUGGAUCUUCAAAGACUGAUUUACAUGUUGAAUGCCGCUCAAGACAGUAAUUUUGAUGGAUGUUUGAUGAAUCAUAUUGAUGAUGCCAACCAGUUACUUCAAACAGUUGAUGAGCAGCUGUUGCAUUAUGUUGAUAACAAGCUCAUCAAUGCCUUAUGUCAAGACAUAGAAACAAAUCUGAGAUUGCAGAUCCAUUCUCAUUUAAGGAACGAUGAAUCAAACUUGAAGAAAUUAAAGUGCGACUUGACAGAUCUUUCCAACAUUGAGUCUAUUUUCCUGUUUCAUAGCUAUAUUCACCUCAAAAGCAAAGUAGAAUCGUAUCUACAACGUACGUUCUACGACCUAACCACCGUUGCAUUGCAUGAUUGGCGUACGUAUGGAGAAAUGAGAAGCUUAGCCAAGCACAAGUAUCGUCUUGUCACCGUUGAAGACAAUCUCCCUAGUCAAACUUUGGAACAGGGUCUUGAUGUCUUGGAAAUUAUGAGGAACAUCCACAUAUUCGUUUCGAAGUACAUGUACAAUUUAAACAACCAGAUAUUUGUGGAGAGUUCGAGUAACAACAAGCAUUUAAAUACGAUCAAUAUCAGACAUGUUGCCAAUUCUAUUCGAACCCAUGGUACAGGUAUCAUGAAUACAACGGUGAAUUUCACUUACCAAUUCUUGAGAAAGAAGCUGGAUAUCCUAUCACAAUUUCUAUAUGAUGAUCAUAUAAAAUCGAAACUUCUAAAGGAAUUCAAUUACUUUCAAGAGAACCGAAACCAAUUGAAUUUCAAGUAUCCUUAUGAAAGAGCCGUCAAACUGAACAAAGAUAUUCAAAGUCUUGGAACUGUGGAUGGCCUGACGUACAUGGACAAGUUCAGGAUUCUUAUCACACAUAUUGGAAACGCUCUUGGCUACGUGCGAAUGAUACGCUCGGGUGGAUUGCAUUGCUGUUCGAAUGCUAUCAGCUUCAUACCAGACAUCGAGCAUCUUGUGAAGUUCAGUGAGAUUGCCGUUGAGGAGAAUGUGUCAGAGUGCUCCAGACAAGCUGCAGCAGGUCUGGACAGAGUUGUUGAUAGUCUAGCCAGAAAUCUCACUGAAGGAACUGAAUAUUUCAAAUUGCUCGUAGAUGUUUUCGCUCCUGUCUUCCAAGAUGCCAAAAACAGUCAUUUGCGGAACUUCCACAUGAUCGUGCCAGCAUUGACUGUCAAUUUCUGUCGCACUUCCAUUUCGUCCAAAGAAAGAUUGAACAAGAAAAGUAAAGAGGGAGCUGCUUUCACAGAUGAUGGAUUUUCUAUGGGUAUCGCUUACAUGCUUCAAGUUAUCAACUUGAACAAUGAAUUCGACUGUCUGCGAUGGUUUGAGUCGGUCGGCGCUGAACACAAGUCUAUAAGAACUGUUGCUGAGAAGAAGUGGGCUGCAUCAACAAAUGAUGACAAACUCCAGCAAACUCUCAACUUGACCCUCAAACGCAUACAUCUUGACCAACAGGAGUUCAACCUCAUUUAUUGCAGUUUGAGCAGCGCAAGAAUAUUCUUCCAAGACUUUUCAAAAGUUCAAACCCAGGAGACUAAGACUGCAGAUAAUACUAAUAAUACUAAUUGAGUAUCUAGUAUUUAUACUCAAAAUUGAAAUGAGUUAUAUAUUUAGGCCUAUAUCAUAGACAAAAACCUAUAUAUAUCUGAGCAUAUUUAUAUUAUAAACAAAUUCCGAUAUUCAUCUGAGUACAUGUAAGAGCUUACUCAUUGUACACAGAAAAGAUGAAUUAUAACCCUGCUUGCAUGAUUUAAUCAUUUAUUUCUAGUAUGUUCAAAUGUCAGUAUCGUUUAUUGUAAUACUCUCUUAAAUCCCAUGAUGUUUAGUAAUUCAAGAUGUAAUUAUUCAUUAAUGUUUUUAAUGCCUUUCCUGAAUAUUAAAAUUCAUAAUUACUCAUUUUAUUACUUAUUCAAAUGUUUUAUAUUCAAUAUAUAAAUAAAAAUUAUUAUUGUUACAUUG